AUCCUACCUAUCAAUUAACAAACACAAAGAUGGUGUCCUUGACACUGGUUUCCAGGUAGCGCUUAGCAUAACUACAAAAUAUCACAUACAUAGUUACACACACAAUUUAAUGUAUUUAGCGACUACUUAAAAUACAUACAUUUAAAAACACAUAGCUACCUGCCCGUUGAGGCAGAGAAAGCAACCUAAGCAACAGCAUAAACAAGCCAUAAGCCUCCUCCCACUUUAGAGCGCAUACUUAUUUAGUAAGUGUCUGCAGCUAAUUCUUAGUUAAGCUAUUCUACACAUAGCUGAUUUACUACACAGCAAACACAUCGUCAUUUGGGGUGUAAAGCGUCUCUUAAUCCAACGUGUCAACAUAACCUCAACAACGCACUUCAUCUCAACAAGAGUCAACAACAACACUUCAUAAUGAUUUCACGUCGCGAUAAGCUUUUGAAUUUGCCCUGGGCUCAACAACGUUACGAACAUCAUCGAGCCAAUCUUCGUUCAGCCAAACCAGCCAUCGAUAUGCGUACGCCACCAAUUUAUUCUCAUGUCAUACUCAAGCCGAAGAAGGUGCAAAACGAGAGGGAGCGUCUGCAACGCAUUGAAGUUGAGAAUGUGCGCCUCUUGCAGAAAUUAGGUGAUAUUAUGAAGACCAAGCGUAUGUCGGAUUUGUGGUUGGCCCCACGACCCAAUUUUUUAAACCGCGAAAAAUUAUUUGAAACACGCCCAUAUUCGAGUCUACCGAAACUGAUUACCAUAUAUGGACCAACAUCUCCAGAACUUGAAACGAAACCACCAAGUGUUUUGAAGUCACCGAAUUCGAAAUUAGCGCGACGAUGCCCAACUUGUAGUGACAGACCCGAGCGUACGCAAGUGGCCAUUCCGGAAAAACGUAUCCCUUGGGAGGUGCCACGUGUCUCACGAAAUAUGCAAACUGAGAAGAAUUGUACAACGAAACGUUGCUUGCAUUGUGGCCACCCUAAGAAAGCGGUUGAAAUGAAGACGGAAUCAAAGGUGGAAAAUUAAUAAAAUUUUUAUAAAAAGAUUUAUAGAAGACAAAAAGCAAAUUGAGCUAAGAACGAACGAGCGGUUUUGAGAGAGGUUUCAGUCAAAAAUAUAUUUCAAAUUUGAAAUGAAAGAAAUUAAAUAAUUUCGAAAAGCAACUGAGGUUCAUUAAAUUAAAUAAAUCACCAAUAAAAUAACACAAUUUUGUAAAAUUUUAAGUUAUGAACUUCUAUUGUUAAAAUCUAACGUUCAAAAUUACUUAAAGAGCGUUUAGGUGCAUAAGUAAUUGCCAACCUGCCAAGUGAUUCAUCAUCGCCGGUGCGAUCCCAAUCAUACAGUUUAAACACCAAGAAGGUAUGUUGCGUCACCUCAACCACAGCCUGCGUUUUCGGGUGAAUGGGGAGAUGGAGUGGUUGUAAUUACGGUUCGUAGCAUAAUUUAGCAAUGUUGAAGAGAACAAGAGAGAAAUAAGAGAGAGAGAAGGAUAUACAAGAAAAAAAAACGAAAUAACAAACAACUUUUGAUAUAUUUGCCUCAAUUGCUUUUACACUUUCUAAACACAAUAUUGCAUGUAUUGUUAUACACAAUUACCGUUAUAUAUAUUAUGAACAAUAUUUGCAUAAUUGCUAUACCAACUCCUACUACUAGUGACGCACAUAAACAUAAUUAAAUUAGUAUAAAAAAGAUUUCUCGAAUAAGUUUAACAAGCAAAGAACUCUACCAAAAAUUAAAGAGUGUGUUACUAUAAUACUUUCAUUACUUUGACUACUGUGGACAAACGAACGUGUGCUUGGAUAAAUGACGAAGUUGUUUUUUGUUUACUUAAAUAUACUAACUCAUGCAGUCUCGGGUUUCAGCUGACACACAGAAAGGGUCGGAUGUCAUGCUAAAUAUUAUAUGUAGGUGUUUGCUAGAUAAAUGUGGACUGUGUUUAUGUGGAUACAGGCUAUUGGUGGAAGAGUACAUUUUUAGCUUAGUCAAAAAACAUGCUUUGAUCAGCCUCAAGAGAUUUACCCUCCACGACCCCAGACCACUCUUAAGAAUGUGUACUUCUGUAAAUUUGUCUACUAAAGGCGUGCUUAAUGGAGUUUGGAUAGCUUACGCUGAAAAUUCGUUAACCUUAUGUAUUAUAUAGAUAUGUAUAUAGUCGUGUUAUGUACCUACAUUUUCUAUGACUUCUCUUUCGAAAAAUAUCGCAUUGCUCAAAAAUUGAGUAAAUCUGUCUGUCUACUUUAAUAUAUACGUGUACAUAUGUCAACCUUACUAAUUAAAGGCAGAACACUCUAAUAUAUUUGGCAAGAUCGUGAUCUUAGUCUUGAUUCAAGUUACGCUUCCACUAAUUUCCAAAAUUGAGAUGGAACUUCAGGAACUUUCACUUUUUGAGUUUAUGUAUCUAAGUUCCAAACCAAAAUUGACAUAUUAACUGAUAUGUGAGUAUAAUUUAUAGCGUUUCAAAAGACACUGCCUGAGCACCCUGCAGUUGAUCUUACGUAGCCAGUAUAAGGGCAAGAGAGUGUUGACGCACAAGUUUUUGUUGGAAAGGUUCCUUUUGAAUUACUAAACGCCGAUAAAUAUGGCAUGAUCUCUUACCACAUGACUUAUAACAAAUAUUUAUUAGAAUAAUAACAGAAUAAAACAUGGUUAGGUUUAAAAAAGCAAUAAUAAGGUAAGUAAUGAAAACGUAAUAAAACUUUGCGUAAUAAGCAGCUCUAUACAAAAAUUAGUUAGUAAGGAAUAUGUAGCUAUUUUGGAACUAAGAAAAUAAGAAACACUGCGAACGAAAUCAAAUUAAAUCAAUAAAGGGGUAACAAAAGAAACUUAAACAACACAAAACAAAAUUCCAUUAAAGGCGAUUAGCGAACCUGCCCAGAAAAUCAUCGUUCGGACUACCGGGAAUAUCUGAAU
This is a messenger RNA of Bactrocera oleae (olive fruit fly), 2898 nucleotides long. RefSeq lists its product as uncharacterized. Lineage: Eukaryota; Metazoa; Arthropoda; Insecta; Diptera; Tephritidae. The record is from RefSeq and is a predicted model, not a curated record.